AUCACUUAACAACCAACGCCCAUCAGGUCUAUGAAAACCUAGGAACAGCCGUCGUUGCUGAGGCUCUGGAAGACCUGUGCCCGUGAUACCCACCUCUGCUACCCCUGCCUCCACUCCCUCUCUGCUGGAUGCUCAAAAACAAAACAAAACAACGAAACACCGCUAGAGGUUGGGAUUGAUGGUUACGCCCACUGUUCAUAUGCAACUUUUCAGAGAAGGGGGUCUCUCCCUGAAGCUUUCUUAGUAAUUUCACAGUUCAUCAGGUCUUGGACUUAGAGGCGGGUUGGGAAGGAGGAGAAAGUGCAAAGCUCGUCACUAUGGGUAAACUGGAGGUGGGGGGGGGAACAGCGGCAAAGAAGCCCCAGCUCACAGCUGUGCCCGGCAGAGGCCUCUGCGUCGUGGAGAGAGCCAGGGGCUGCCCCGUGGACUCAUUCUCCUUGUGAGGGCAUUUUAUACCCAGAACAAAGAUUUGCCAGGUAAGCUAGGACCACAGGCUGUAGCCUCAGGGCCGACAGGGACAGUGUGGGCUUCGUCGGGUAUUGGCCUUGGGAUCCCUGGCCCUAACCAACCAGGCCAGCCAGCUCCAGACAAGCCCAGAAUCCAAAAGGGGCAACCAGAGCUCUCUGAGACCUGCCCCAUCCAACCACCCGCGCACCCGCCCGCUCAACAGACAUCCCAUCCAGGCUGUAGCAUCUCCGAGACCUCCCUUCCUCUCCUUUCUCACCCCCAUUCUCCUUCAUUUCCUUGACAGCCUGACCCUAAAUCAAGACCAUAACCUUUCAACGGGUCUCCCUGUCUCUGGGCCCUCAUGAGCCGCUGCAUCCCAGGCGCCAUAUACUAAAUGAAUCUCCCUAAAACCUACCCAGGUUCUCUUGAGUGACGGCAGGGUUGCCUACACCAUCCAGUCUGAAUUUCUUGGUCCAGCGCAGAGGCCCACACCACAGGCACUGCAUCGUGACUCUCUCUUUUAGAGUGAGUGACUUCUCAAGAAGAAGAGCUUCGUUUCAGUAUUUCAAAAUCACAUCAAAUGUAAAUUAUGCUUCAAUAAAUUCUCACCGAAAAGUAAUACAAAAACAAACGAAGAGCCUUUGGCCAGUAUGUUUUGCUGUGUGCGUGCGUGUGGGCACACAGACGUGUGCCCGAGCAGGGCUGCAGCUCCAGAGCGCCCCGCGGGGGCCGGGUGGGACCCGCAGGCAGCUCCUGUUCCAUUUGUGAAGCUCUGCACCCCACCUCGGGGCCGCAUCGUCCUGGAAGAAGAGGUGCCUCUUCCUUCUCCAGCCAGGCCUCCGAGCUGAGACGCUUGCCUCUUGGAGGAAAAGGGCCGCCCAAGGCCAGGCCUGGCCCAGGUAAGAUGGCGAAUAAAAUGAGGACUGCUCGUUUACAAGCAGCCCAGGCUCCUCCCUUUCGAUGUGUGAAGGUGUGAGGCAGAGUGACCCUCCAUGAAAUAGAAAUUACAGCACAGCAUCAUUUCCAAGUUCAAAUGCACAUAAGGGUUUUCUAGCCCACCUCUUUAUUCUUUCAGACCACAGCACCGAGAAGGGGGUUACCUGCCCUCGUUUCGCACCUGGUGAGGGGAGACCUUUAAAACUCCACUCCUCUUCCCAGCCUCUCAACCACUUUCCUUCCGGAGCCUCCCAGGUAAGCCUGUGUUUUGUCCCCUACAGCCUGGGAACGCCAGCCCCAGGAGGAGCCCACCCAUCAACCUGAACCACUAUGCCACCGAGAAGAGCGUGGCAGAGAGCAUGCUGGACGUGGCCCUCUUUGUGUCUAACGCCACGCAGCUGAAAGUGGUGCUGGAGCAGGGGCCGUCCUCUCAUCACUACACCACCCUCGUCACCCUCAUCAGCAUCUCUCUGCUUCUGCAGGUGGUCAUUGGAAUCCUCCUCGUGGUCAUUGCUCGACUGAACCUCGAGGUAGAAAACUGGCGACUAAACCAGCUCAACAACGCAGCCGCCACCUUGGUCUCCAUCACCGUCGUCAUCAACGUCUUCAUCAAGGCCUUCGGGGCACAUAAGACUGGGUUCCUGGCUGCCAGGACCUCAAGGACCCCUCUCUGAACACAGCCUAGAAGGUUCUGGGCCGGCCACUGCUUCCUGCUCUCUCCCCCGCUGAUCUGCCAGGCUGAUGGGCACAGUCCACAGCCCCUGGGAGAGCUCCUGGAAGGGCAACGUAGAUACCCUUGCUUCCUACCCUCGGCCCUGGAACAAAGAUGGGCCCUUUUAUCAGCUUAAGUGAACUCAUCUCGGCCUGGUGUCCUGAGCUCGGACUGGGGUACCACCCACCUUCCUCCUGGCAGCAUCUCCUGUACCUCAGGCAUGCAUACGGAAGGCUGGGCCUGCCCAGCUUAAGGACUUUGGUUCUGACCCCACCCCAUUCCUCCACUCUGCUCCAGGCCUGUUUUCCCUUUCUGU
Messenger RNA from Lagenorhynchus albirostris (white-beaked dolphin), 2411 nucleotides. RefSeq names its product ninjurin 2 (gene NINJ2). Gene Ontology annotation, cellular component: membrane. Gene Ontology annotation, biological process: cell adhesion; tissue regeneration. The record is from RefSeq and is a predicted model, not a curated record. Lineage: Eukaryota; Metazoa; Chordata; Mammalia; Artiodactyla; Delphinidae.